AAUGUUAAAUGCCCUAGUAACCUUUGACUUUUUGGUUUAUUACACACACACACUUUUCAUAGAAAUCCCAUUGGAAAUAGUAAAAUUGUAAAAAAUAAAUUGUUUUGUAAAUACUUUAUACAACUUUUGGAAUGGAUUAUAUUGAGUCAACCUUGCUGCCCUUUAUAAUGGAAUUGAUCAGUCGACAAGAUAAUAUGUGCACCACAGUGGAUGAACUGACGGAGGCCGUGAAAGACGCAGUGCUUGCUGAGCACAUACACCCUUUCGGAACCCUCGAGCUUGCCGUACGAUUUGCUUUGGAAGUGGGCUCCAACAUGGGGAUCCUUACAUUGAACGACGAAGUGGUCCCAGAACCGUUCAAUUUCAAUGCCAAGAAGCCAACUCCGAGAACGCGGUACACAGCCGCCCAAGGACGCAAAGCUGUGAAGAGAGUACAGGCCAAGUCGAGGGGCAAGCCGAAGCCCAAGGUCAAAGCUUGUGCCGGAAAGCGUCUGGGAAAGAAGCCUGUGGCUAAAAAGCAGGCAGUGUGCAAGGUCGGUCGAAAAGGAGCCGGACAAAUUCGAAAGGCCAAACCGAAGAAGCAAUGUUGAAAGAAUCGGUGUUCUUGAACCAAACAGCAUGGGGGCUCUCGGAAACUGGGUUAACCAUUCGAUGUCAGCUGCGAUGGCACACACUUGGACUAAUUACCAGGGCAUAGGCACAGAGAAAUAAAUACACCAAAUCAGCGGUGCACUUGUCCCUCUCCUGGACAACGUGA
Molecule: messenger RNA, 757 nt
Organism: Drosophila kikkawai
Lineage: Eukaryota; Metazoa; Arthropoda; Insecta; Diptera; Drosophilidae
Source: RefSeq, a predicted model, not a curated record